Messenger RNA from Mytilus trossulus (common blue mussel), 1246 nucleotides. RefSeq names its product BTB/POZ domain-containing protein KCTD12-like. The record is from RefSeq and is a predicted model, not a curated record. The transcript has a single exon. Lineage: Eukaryota; Metazoa; Mollusca; Bivalvia; Mytilida; Mytilidae. Gene Ontology annotation, molecular function: protein binding. Bases 421 to 1200 code for a protein of 259 amino acids. Gene Ontology annotation, biological process: protein homooligomerization.
UUGAUUUUAGCGUUGUAUCCCAGACUACCAAGAAAAUAUUAGCAUAUUAAAGACGACCAGUUUGAUGCGUUUGUUAACACACUGAUCAGUUAAAUUGAGAUAGUUAACAUAACAUAAAUGCUAUCUAAGUAAUGCGGUGUGAGGGGAAGGAUUAAAAGUAUUAUAAGUACGGAAAACGAGGCUUGAUAUUUUAACGGUGAGUGUAUAUUCCGCUAAAAUACAUCCGCCAAACGACGACACGCAGUAAUACACAAAUCAAUGUAGUCAGUACAUUGACGUUUAUUUAUAUUGCUGAUUUUAUUGAUACAGGAACAUUUACUUGUGAAUACGGAUGAUAACACACUGUUUAUUUUCUCUUACAAAUAUGCAUUGUAAAUAUUGAAGAAAGGUUUAUUAUAUUAAACUGAAGACGGAUCCAAUAUGUCGGAAAAGGGAAGUGAUUUUCCUGAGCUUGUUGAAUUAAAUGUUGGUGGUGUAUUUUACACAACUUACCUUUCAACAUUAACCAAGGAAAAAGAUUCAUUACUUGGACAAAUGUUUAAUGGCUCGUCAAAAACUAAAAUUGUCAAGGACAGUAAAGGGAAAUAUUUUAUUGACAGGGAUGGAGUUCUCUUUCGGUAUGUACUUGAUUAUUUAAGAAACCAGAAACUAACAUUACCAGAAAAUUUUCAUGAAAAAGAAAGACUUAAACAGGAAGCCGACUACUAUCAGUUACCAAGCUUAGCAAAGUCAAUAACCAUAUCACUUCCAAAACUUGCUAGCAUAUCCAAUCGCAUUCCACCAAUCGCUAAUAGUAACUCACUCUCUCCUAUUUCGGGAGAGAGCAGGGUACCAGCAUACAUAACUCUGGGAUACAGAGGAACUUUUGCAUUUGGUCGUGACGGAUUGGCUGACGUGAAAUUCCGGAAGUUAAGUAGGAUUAUUGUUUGCGGCAAAGUUUCUGUUUGUCGAGAAGUUUUCAAAGACACUUUAAAUGAAUCACGUGAUCCAGAUCGCGGUGUCGAGGACAGAUAUACUGCGAGAUUCUUUCUAAAGCAUACAUACUUGGAGCAAGCUUUAGAUCAACUUGCAGAAGAAGGGUUUAAAUUAGUUGGAUGUUGUGGAUCGGGAACAAACAACGUUGGAGAGGUAAAAGCCGGAAUGGACACGGAGGAGGCCCGAUGGCAACACUAUAACGAAUUUAUCUUUGAGAGAUGUUAAGUCGGGCAACGAUAUUUGUGAUGAUCAACGAACCGUGACUUGGAGA